This is a messenger RNA of Hemicordylus capensis (graceful crag lizard), 5727 nucleotides long. RefSeq names its product tumor protein p53 binding protein 1 (gene TP53BP1). Lineage: Eukaryota; Metazoa; Chordata; Lepidosauria; Squamata; Cordylidae. Gene Ontology annotation, molecular function: histone binding. The coding region runs from base 144 to 5609 and encodes 1821 amino acids. Gene Ontology annotation, cellular component: nucleus. The record is from RefSeq and is a predicted model, not a curated record. The transcript is spliced from 24 exons. Gene Ontology annotation, biological process: DNA damage checkpoint signaling; positive regulation of transcription by RNA polymerase II.
UGCGUCGUCGCCGUGGCAACCUCCACGCAGGCGUGCGUGGGGGGCGGGGCCUGCGGCGUGUCUCGCCGCGGGAAGAGGCGGAGGCGGGCCCGGCGGUGCGCUCGGCCCGGUCGGAGGGUUGCCGCCGCCGCCGCCGCCUCGCCAUGGAGCCCACCGGCCUCAGCCGCAGCCCCCCGCCUCCGGCCUCGCCCCGCCUCAUCGUGGAGGACUCGCAGCCCCCCGGCCCGGACCCCGACCCCAGGCCGCCGCCGCUGCUGGGCCUCGCCGGAGAGGGGGGAGGGGCCGCCCUGGCUCGGGCCGGGGGGGAGGGGGCGCCUCCCCCCGCCGGGCUGCCCCUCCCCCCGCCCCCCGCAGACGCCCCCCGCGGCGGCCUGGGAGCCCCCCUCAGCCAGGCGCUGCCGCCGCUGCCGCCGCCCUCCAGCCAGAGCCUGGUGGCCGGGCCCGAGCAGGCGGGGGAGGAGGCGGCGGAGGAGGAGGGGAGGGCCGCCACGCCCCCGCUGGCGCGGCCAGAGUGGGGGGGCGCCUCCUCUCCUUCCCGGUCCUCGUCGCCGCAGCCGCCGUGGGGCGUCGGGGCUCUGCAGCUGUCCCAGAGCCAGGACUUGGAGCCGGGAGCCGAGCCGGCCGCCGGAGCCCCCCCGCAGCAGCAGCAGCAGCAGCAGCGCGGGCGCAGCCCCCCCGGCUCCCCCCUCGCAGGCGGGCCUGGGAGGGAUUGCCUUGCAAGGUCCCAGGCUGUGCCCAGCAGCGGCACCCCCCCCAGAACUCUACAGCUUCAUAAAGAAGUUCCCAGGAGCCCAACCUCUCCUCCUGGCCAGCCUGAAAGAAGGCCGCAGGUGAAGGAUCCCUCUAGUUGGGGUUCACAGAAUGCUGAGCUUUUCUCUACCCAGGAAGAUAUGUUUGGCCAGAGCAAUACAACAGCUCCAGGUGGUGGCUGUGCCAUGUCCCGGGUGGAAGAGGCAGGUUCUCCAGCACGCACUCCUGCGGACUCCCUGCACGUCCUUCACCUCUCUGGCCAGGGACCUCUUUCCACCUGUGCUUCCGGCCUUCUGGCACUGUCUCCGGGCGCUUUGCAGCCGGUGCCUCUCCUCGUCCCAAGAAGCCCAACAGAACAGGGAGCAGAAGCAGCAGCAAAGCAGGAAGAGGCAUCCAUGGAGCUGAGCACUACAGGGCUCCCGCAGGCAUCCACGCCUGUUUCUCACAGUGCACCAGGUUUUGCCCCAGGAUUCGUCUCUGUCCCAUCCCAGCCAGAGUUCUCCCAUGACACCUUCCUCCCAACUCCGAGCUUGGAAGAGGGGCCCGAAGCGCAAGCAGAGGAGGGGGAUGGCGCCAGCGCCUGCUUGCCAGCAGACGGCUCUGACGACCCAGAGGCCCGCUUGCCGGUGCACUCCGGAGGGGGCUGUGCGUUGGUGCUGUCCGCUAGCGAAGGCAGCCCGUCCAUGGAGGUGGCAGGCAGGAUGGUGCACACCCAGGAACCGGCCACAGCAGCUGGGGGUGCUCCGGGGGGGCGGCCCUGCUUGGCCAAAAGCGGCAGCCUGCAGCAGAGGCCUGACGAGGACCCCCCAGCCCCACUGGCACAGGCUCCCGGAAGCGCCCCCGCUGGAGAUGCCCUGGGCAGUCCACCUUGUUCCGGGGGCCUCUUGGACAGCGGCUCUCUGGGACUCGAGUGCGAAGGUGUCCCAGCAACGCCUCGUGAGGAGGAGGAGCAGCAGCAGCAGCAGCCGCCGCCGCCAGAGGAGAGCCCCUCUUCCCUCCGCUUGAUGCUCUCUCAGGACCGGUCCCUUGUCCUGGAAGGCCAGGCAGGGCCAGCAGCGGAAUCCCCGGCAGCCAGGGAGGACUCUGGCGCUCUGGCCCAAGCAGCGGGCAAGCCGGCAGCAGCAGCGGUGGCUCCAGACAGCUGUGCAGGAGGCCCCUCGGAAGACUCCAGUGAGGUUCUGGCCGCCCAGAGGGCUGGUCUGGAGGUGGAGCUGCAGCCCCAGCCUUGCCUGGAGGGCAGUGGGGCCCAGGGGAAGGCCGGCCUUGCUCCUGGGAUGCUGCUGCUGCCCGCCUCUGCAGGCCCGUGUCGCCAGCCGAGUAGCGCUGUGCCAGGGGAGAGCUCGCCCUUGCCUCCGGGAGGGGCGGGAGGCGUGCCCAGGCCCAAGCGGGACAGAAGGCCGGAGGGCCCGGCAGCUGCCCUUCCGGGGCCAAGUGGUGGGGAGCCUGCCACCCUCCCAGUGAGCCCGCCAGCUGCAGGCAGAGAAGCAGCCCUGCUGGGGAACCAAACCCUGCCUGAGGAGAGAGACGGCGUGGGGGUGCCGGCUCAGAAGCCCUGCCCCAUGAACUCCGAGGGCCCGCAGAAGCCUCGUGGGCUGGAGCAAGAGAAGCCGCCAAGGGCCCCGCCUGCCCCGCCUGCCGGCCUGCCCCAUGAAACUCCCCUCCAUGUCCCUUUGCUGAAGGAGGGGGGUGUCCUGGCCCAGCCCCUGGCCAGCCUCACCCCGCCACCUCUGCUUGGCCAGCUUAAGAAGGGCCCCCGGCGACACAGCACUCCGAUUGUGGAUGGAAACUGCCUGGAGAGCCCCCUGACGGCCAGCGACAUCACCGCCGAGGGGGCCCACGAGGACGACGACGACGACGUCACGGUGGAGAGCCCGGGGGAGAGGGAGGAGAGCGGCCGGCGGGGGCCGGCGGGGGCCGGGGCGCUCUCUCUGCGCAUGGACCUGGUGACCCCUGCGACUGAGGAGAGCGACGGCUCGCUGCCCUUCAGCUUGGAGAAGCCCGCAGCUGGUGACAGGAAGACGGGGUCGGUGGCAGGAGCUCUUGCCAGCUCUCCGAAGAGGCCCUCCGUGUUCACCCGAGUCCGCCAAGUCCAGCAGGAAGAAAAGGCGGCAGCAGGCUCCAGGCGGCCUCGCCCGCCAUUCCGGGGGGACCUGUUCAAUUUCCCAAGUCCUCAGGAGGAGGAGGAGGCGGCCGCUGCUGCGCCUGGAGCCUGGCAGCCCCCGCGGAGACCGGCAGCCCUGGGACAGGGGCAGGACCCUGGGCUGGAUGCCGAGCAGGCAGGCGAAGCGAUGGAGGUGGCGGCUGCUGCUGCUGCUGCUGCUGUUGUGGGGGCUCGGGAGGAGCCCGAAGCAGCUCUGGCUGCAGAAGGGGAGGAUCGGGGCCCCAGGCCCCCGGGGGCUGGCACCAGCAGCAAAGGGAUCCAGACUGCGGCAGAGGUCCGUCAGGGCCCGGCAGGCUUCGUGUCGGCUGCCACGCAGACGGCCUCCUGCAGUCGUGCCGAAAGAGGGACCAGCAUGGCUGGCUCGUGUCCUGGGCGGCAGGAUGCUCAAGUGCAGACAGAGGACGGCCGUGGGGGGAGGCCUGCCCCUGCUGCUGGGGGGCAGCCAGAGCCCCCCACCCCCCGUGACCAGAGAGAGGAGGAGUCGGAGUCCGACCUGCCUCACCCGCUCCCAGGCAGAGUCCUGCAGCGCCAUGUCCGGACGAUCCGGGAAGUGCGCACGCUCAUCACGCGGCACAUCACAGAUGUCUACUAUAAGGACGGGGUGGAAGUGGAGCGUCAGGUGGUUGAGGAGACCGAAGAGCCCCUCGUGGAGUGCCAGGAGUGUGAGGUGGACGUCUCGCCCUCCCGCACGGGGGGCUCUUCACUCACCUCGGGAGACCUGGGAGACAUCGGCUCCUUCUCCUCCAAGGCCUCGGGCCUCCAGCGCACCUCCAGUGGUGGGAGCAGUGCCUUCUCGGCCCCGCAGAGUGGUGGGAGCUCCGGGCGUGGAGCUGCGUCCCUGAAAGGGGGAGCCUGCAGUGACCUGGAGCCGGGGGUCAGGCAGCGGAGCCCUGCCAAGGGGGGUGGCCAGGCCCGCCCUCCGGUCCAGCCUGAGCAUGUAGCAGCCGCAGGGUGUGAGGAGGAAGAGCCCGGCCUCAGCGACCAGCUGGGCAGCAGGAGAGCGCCUUCUGUUCCCCGCGGGCGAGGGAGAAGGGGCCGCCCCACCUCGCGGCCGCCUGGAGCAAGGCCUGGUCUGUCCACAACAGAGGACCUUUGGGCUGAAGAAAGAAACGCGCCACACCUCCCAGGCGGCCUGCCAGAGGGCCAGGAGCAGGCGGGGCCCCCUCUGCGCCGCAGCGGCUCCCCGGAGAUCCCUCUCCAAGAGCGCUUGGGCUUCUCUGACAGCACUGGGCCCUCCAGCCCCUCUCUGGGGAGCAGCUUUGUGGGCCUCCGCGUGGUGGCCAAGUGGUCCUCCAACGGCUACUUCUACUCCGGGACCAUCACGCAGGACGUGGGGGCUGCCAAGUACAAGCUGCUCUUUGACGACGGCUACGAGUGUGACGUGCCUGGCCGGGACAUCCUCUUGUGCGACCCCCUCCCGCUGGAGACGGAGGUGACGGCCCUCUCGGAGGACGAGUACUUCAGCGCAGGCGUGGUGAAGGGCCAUCGGCAGGAGUCCGGGGAGCUCUUCUACUGCAUUGAGAAGGACGGGCAGAGGAAGUGGUACCGGCGGACGGCCGUCAUCUUGUCUCUGGAGCAAGGAAACCGGCUCCGGGAGCAGUUUGGGCUGGGCCCCUGUGAACCCAUCACGCCCCUGGCCAAGGCGGCUGACAUCAGCCUAGACAACCUGGUCGAGGGCAAGCGGAGGAGACGUGGCCACCUGGGCUCCCCCAGCACCUCCAGCAGCGGGACGCCCCCCCGCAAGGGCCCGGAGAGUCCCCAGACGCCACACCGGCUGCCGGCUGGCAAGAGGAAGCUGCUGGCCUCUGAAGAGGAGAGAUCGCCAGCCAAGCGAGGGAGGCGGUCAGCCUCCUGCCUGAAACCAGCUGGGACUGCGUGUGCCAGGGAGGCGGUGAGCCCGUCCAGCAGUGGCGGGGACUUGGGAGACGCCUGCGUCCCUGAUGAGCGGUGGGGUCCUCUGCCCCACAACAAGACCCUCUUUCUGGGCUACGCUUUUCUUCUCACAAUGGCAACCUCCUCGGAUAAACUUCCCCGUCAUCAAAAGUCUGCCCUGAGCAGCGAGGAAGAGGAAGAACCCGUGGCAACCACCCCUUACAACAAGCACUAUGUGGAGCUCCAGCUGGAAGCUGGAGGCGGCUUCAUCCUGGAGGACUUCAAUGAAAGCCAGUGCAGCGCUGCCUAUAAGUGCCUCCUGAUAGCAGACCAGCACUGCUGCAACCGGAAGUACUUCCUGUGCCUUGCGCGAGGAAUCCCCUGUGUGUCUCACGUCUGGGUCCAUGACAGCUGCCAUGCCAACCAGCUCCAGAACUACCGGAAUUACUUGCUGCCGGCUGGGUAUAGCUUGCAGGAGCAGAGACUGCUGGACUGGCAUCCCCGAGAGAACCCGUUCCACCAACUGAAAGUGCUUCUGGUGUCCGAUGAGCAGCAGGCCUUCUUGGAACUCUGGUCUGAGAUUCUCAUGACGGGGGGAGCCGCUUCGGUUAAGCAGCACAAGUCAGCCGCUUGGAGCAAAGAUGUUGGUUUGGGUCUGUUUGAUGUGGUGGUGACGGACUCUUCCUGCCCAGCUGCCAUCUUGAAAUGUGCAGAAGCAUUACAGCUGCCCGUGGUCACCGAGGAAUGGGUCGUCCAAAGCCUCAUUGCUGGAGAGAGAGUUGGAUUCAAGCACCCGCAGUAUCGACCUGCCUCUGUCUCCUGCUGAGGCUGCCUUUAGACCGCCACUUUAGAUGUCUGUCUCUUGACUGUGCAUGAAGUGCUGUAUAUAGUUUUAACUGCUGGACUUUUAUGAUGAAAUAAAUGUUGAUUUUUUUGUUGUGGUA